AUGCCUCGCGAUGACAAUUGUUUGGAUGUUUCCAAUCAUUUUCUCAGUGUUGUAAGCCAUUAUAGGGGCUGGUGUUAUGCAUUUUCUUUACUCAUUGACUCGUACGCAUUCUGCAACCAGGGAUCUGAACUCAUGGAGAUGGUGAUUGGGGUCUACGACUCCUCACACUCAAAACACCGGUCAGAUUUGGGAUUAGAAGUCGGAGGUUCAUGGUCAGAUUGGAAGUAUCGGAAAUUAGGAAACGAAAAUGGAAGAGGCACCAGGUUUGAAUAUCAUUCUCUUCUUCUCAAUAUUAUAGAAUUUGAAGAAGAGAAAAAGGGAUUGAUAACAAAACUACAGGUUGAAGAGAAGAUCUGCUUGGUACCUGACAAGUACCUAAAAGUAACGCUUUUGUAUCCUAAAUACAUAUUUAACCUGCAUUUUAUUCUCACGCCUUCAUCUGCUUCCCUUUCAUUGAUUGUGCCUCUUUAUUCCUCCCUCUUGCUAUCGCCUCCGACGUCCCUUCUGGCCUUCACUCUUCACCGGCCUUUUCUCCUCGCUGCCACCUCCAUUGCUCCACGCUACCACCUCUGUCGCUGCACUCUGCUGGGCCAUGUGUACGCAGGAUUUGGAGUGGAAUUGAGUUCAUGGUUCAAUUCAUGUGAGUCGGCUGCAAGGAAAAUUUCUUUUUUCUUCACAGAGACAUUUUCAGGCCAGUAUAGAAAAGAGACAAAAGAUAUGACUGGAAAAGGUUUCUUAACAAGCAUUAAGCUUAAUGACUCAUUGCUACAACCAUUACAAAGAGCACAACCAUUCUUUGUGCUAGCUGGUCCCAAUGUUAUUGAAUCUGAAGAACAUAUUUUACAUAUGGCCAAACAAAUCAAGGCUAUCACUUCAAAACUUGGAUUGCCAUUAGUUUUUAAGUCAAGCUUUGACAAAGCUAACAAAACCUCAUCAAAAUCUUUUCGUGGGCCUUCAAAUUGCCGAAAGGGGGCCGACGACGAUAUCUGCCUAAUGGUUUCAAACACCCACCUGAGAGACAAUUGUAAUGUAGUUAUUGUAAUCUACUCGGAUGUUGAUCAAACCAUAAUUCUACAUCGAUUACCCAGUCUAGGUUUCAGUUUUAGGUCUGUACCCGCUGUUCUCUGUCAACUCCGAUCAAAACCCACCGGCCAUCCACCCUCGAUGUCACCUCCUUUGCCGGUCACCAAGAAUCAGUAG
This is a messenger RNA of Lactuca saligna, 1200 nucleotides long. The record is from the annotation of a GenBank genome assembly. Lineage: Eukaryota; Viridiplantae; Streptophyta; Magnoliopsida; Asterales; Asteraceae.